This is a messenger RNA of Aspergillus affinis, 1074 nucleotides long. Its product is annotated as protein transporter YIF1. Gene Ontology annotation, cellular component: COPII-coated ER to Golgi transport vesicle; Golgi membrane; endoplasmic reticulum-Golgi intermediate compartment. The transcript has 3 exons. The record is from RefSeq and is a predicted model, not a curated record. Gene Ontology annotation, biological process: endoplasmic reticulum to Golgi vesicle-mediated transport. Lineage: Eukaryota; Fungi; Ascomycota; Eurotiomycetes; Eurotiales; Aspergillaceae. The coding region runs from base 1 to 1074 and encodes 357 amino acids.
AUGUACCGCCAGAAUUUUGCUCCUCCACCCGCGCAGUCGCCUCCGCUUCACCAUCCUGUACCGCAACAUGUGUCCACCGUCCCUAUGAUGCGUUCACCACCUCCCCCGGCGUCCCAGCAGUCUCAAACGGCCGGCUAUGGCAACCCAUACCAGCCCGCCCCUACGCAAGGUGGCAGCGGUACCUACGCCCCCGGAUUCGGGGGGUUCAUCAAUGAUCCCACGGCACAGAUGGGAUUCCAGGUCGGGAAGACCGCGAUGGCUGCUGGACAGGAAUACAUGGAGCAGAACUUCAACCGCUACGUCUCGAUACCCGCGCUCAAACACUACUUCAACGUCUCCAACUCCUACGUUCUGAAUAAGCUGGUCCUGGUGCUUUUCCCAUGGCGACACAAGCCUUGGUCUCGCCAACAAGCACGCAUGACGACGGCCGCGACGGGGCCGAACGGCCAGAUCUCCCAACAGCAGUACUCGUCCAUGUUCCUGCCCCCUCGCGAUGACCUGAACUCGCCCGACAUGUACAUCCCGGUCAUGGCCCUGGUCACCUACAUCCUGCUCUCGUCUAUGCUCGCUGGAUUUCGAGGCAACUUCCACCCGGAGCUGUUGGGAUCGACGACCACGACCGCGAUUGCGGUUAUUCUGUUCGAAAUCCUGUGCCUGAAAAUGGCCAUGUACAUCCUCAGCAUCAACAACGAGUCGCAACUUCUGGAUCUGGUCGCUUACUCGGGCUACAAGUUUGUGGGAAUCAUUCUGACCCUGGUCUUCUCGGAGGUCCUGACCCCGGGGAGGGGCACCGGCGGCUGGAUUGGCUGGGUCGUAUUCAUCUACACAUUCCUGGCCAAUGCGUUCUUCCUGCUCCGCUCCUUGAAAUACGUCUUGCUUCCGGACUCGACUAGUGAUGCGUCCAUGCGCACGGGAUCAAUGCACACCGUCGCCCGUUCGCAGCGCAACCGUCGCACCCAGUUCCUGUUCAUCUACUCCUACGUCGUCCAGUUCAUCUUGAUGUGGGUGCUGAGUCGGGAGGGUCCCAUCGCUAUGGUUUCUGCCAAGGCCUCUGGCUCCGGGGCGUCUUCAUAG